AUGAACAGAGGACAGCCCCUCAGCCACGCGACGAGGCCUCCAGCAUCAAAAAACAACACCACGGUCACCAUCGAGCCUAAGUCUACGCAUGUUGCAGACCCGUUGCUUCAACCGUUCCUCAAUCCGUCGUUCGAUCCGGCAGACUAUCUCAACUCUACACUUCUACCUCUACACACCUCCAACGUCUCCCAGCCGGCAGCAAACAGCGUGUCUCUGGCCGAACUAUCCACGCAAACACAGACAUUGCUCUCGCAGCUUAGCGCAAAUACAACUAGGCUAACGACGACUCUGACUCAAUUGACAGAUGAGAUACUCCGAAGCGGAAGUCGGUUGGCAUAUGAGGUCGAGGUAUUGCGGGGGGAAACGCUUGGGUUGUCUGAAGCGCUGACGGAAGGGUUGCAAGAAGACGUGGCUAAGUUUGUCCCAGGAGGAUUGGAACACGAGCUUGCGACAAAGACUUCCAAGACAACGGAUCUCAAUUCACACUCAAGGAGGAUGUCGGUAGCAGCGCCCAAGACCCCCAUUCGAGAAGACGCUCCCGUUUCUGAUCCUCUAUACAUCACUCAGUUACGGACACUUACUCUGGUGCGUUCCCGGCUGGAUACCGUGAUAAAAACAUUUGGCGACGCGAUGGCAUGGACCUUUCCACCAUCUGAGGUUUCUGUCACUUCUUCAUUCCUCUCCGUCUCAGCACCCGAGCCCGGGUCUGAUAUGCACAGUACGGAGGAGAAGGGCCAGCAAGUGUCUAAACAACUACGAGAUGAAAUUGCGGACCUUUUGGUGGGAGGCGACCCCGUGGAUGGUAUCGAGGCAGCGGCGAAACGAGUCGAGGAAUUAAAAGAUCUAGCAAACGUUUGGAGAGGCACCGCUGAAGAAAAGGCUCGUGUCAAGUUCGUGGAAAGUCUGGCAAAAUUGGUUGAAGAUAGGCAUAGAGAUUUAUUAAGAGAUGCCGAGCAAGGAUCCCGUCUAAGUCAUCGAGUAGAAAAACUUCGUGAUGAAGAGGCGGCAUCACCGACUGGGGAGAAUAAGCCUCAGGGUGGCUAUGGGUUCCUCAGUCAACUGCAGAAGCUCCGAGGAGCAUCAUAA
Glarea lozoyensis ATCC 20868 is the source of this 1086-nucleotide messenger RNA. RefSeq lists its product as uncharacterized. The coding region runs from base 1 to 1086 and encodes 361 amino acids. NCBI's taxonomy places the organism in Eukaryota, Fungi, Ascomycota, Leotiomycetes, Helotiales, Helotiaceae. The record is from RefSeq and is a predicted model, not a curated record. The transcript has 2 exons.